Molecule: messenger RNA, 3999 nt
Organism: Diachasmimorpha longicaudata
Lineage: Eukaryota; Metazoa; Arthropoda; Insecta; Hymenoptera; Braconidae
Exons: 3
Coding region: 217-825 (202 amino acids)
Source: RefSeq, a predicted model, not a curated record
CCCCUCUUCGCAAGAGGGCCGGAAAUAUUCCAUCCGGACGCGGGCUCUUGUACAUUUCGAAGGAGUCCACCGCCCCCCGAAGGAGUCCACUUGCGGAUACCUCCUAGACGGGAUCGGCGCUUCCUGUCUACCUCAGGGCACUCCCCUGGGUGCUCUAUAAUAGAGUCCGGAAAGUGCGCGCAAACCAGAUGAGCCAGGACUUUUCGCGGUUCUGUAAUGGUCUCCCCGCUUGUCAGCGUGAUUCCAGCCAGCCUUUGUGCAGGGCCCCCCGAGAAAACCCUGCGGAGUCUGGAGACCCUUGAUAGUGCCUCCAGUUCCUCACAGUAUGUUCUCCAGGUGAGCUCCUUUGAUUACUUAAUGAGUCUCUUAUAUCUCCUGUGCGCAUUUCUGUACAGAGUCCAGUCAUCGGCUCUCUUCGAUCUGUACGCUCGGUUCCAGAGUCUCCUGGACUGGCUUCUCAGCCUGUGCAGUUCUCGACUCCAUCAAGGCACUUUGUUCCCUAGCCUGCAUGGUUUAGCCGGGCAUGCCAUGUGGAAGGACUCGGUCAGGGCGACGUGGAUUCUCUCCACCUCGUCCUCCAACCUGUCCUUCCUGCAGGGCCUCACGCGUCCUACCCUGAGCCUUUCCUCCAGGUUUCUCUCAAAGGAGUCCCAGUCGGGGGCCCUUGGGUUUCUGCGCAGGCAAUCCUGCUGUAGCCUGGCACAUCCCUCAAUGCUAAAUCUAAUGCGUCGAUGGUCGGAGAGUGUGUCUUCCCGGUCCAUUCUACAGUCCAUGCAUCGCCCCGCCAGUCGGCAGGUGCACAUGGUUAUGUCGACGAUGCAUUGACAGCGCGAGGUGACAUAAAUUCCAAAAGAGCAGUGCCCCUGUCACUGCAUCUCUCAUUGCCCCACACCACGUUCUGCGCGUUUGCAUCGCAUCCUAUGAUGAGUGGCAGCCUUUUGGCUUUGCAGUGGUUCACCAGGUCACGCAGCUCCUUAGUAGGUGGUGGUGCCGGUGAGUCAUGCGGAAAGUAGGCCGUGCAGAACACAAUGUCCUCCGUCCCUGCCUCCCGCCGAAGCCUCAUGACAACCACCACCAGGUCUCUGUGGCAAAAGUUGGCCAUUCCCCUGGCUCCGCACGCUCUUUUGACAACAAUGCAGGCCCUGGGGCCCAGGUCGCCCCGGGCAUAGAAUAGCUCUUCCUCGCCUCGUGAUAAGCUUUUAACAGAGCCUCCGUGAUACCAGGGCUCCUGUGUGAGGCAUAUGUCUGUGUGCUCCACCGCAAGGCUGCGACACAGCAGGGCAGUCGCAGACUUGCAGUGCUGCAAGUUAAUCUGGGAGCAGUGGACUAGCAGUGAGACUAAGCCGUCUCCCCGCAACGCUUCCUCUGCUCCUCCCCGCCUCGCCAGCCGGGGCAUUGAGCUUUUUAUCAACUAUUUGGACGCUCUUGGGGUCGAUGAUGGUCAAAUGAAUCUGUUUCAACGUAAUUGACUCGGUACUAUUGAAAUGAGUCUGUAGGAUAGAACAGUCGUCGGUUAAUAUGUUCAUCUGAGGAAUAUAAUAUGCUGCUUUUGUUGUAAUGUCUUGGAUUGACUCAAUGACGAAUUGGCCUAUGCAACUUCGGCAUUCGGGUUCCAGUUGAAUUAAUCCACUCUCUUGGAGAAUGACAUCUUCCAGGUGAUUUUUAGUCUCCACAGAUAAACGUAAGUGUUGUUGGGUCCGUAGUCGGACUGUAUCCAAUUCAAAACAAAAGGAAAUGAUCGAGGACCCCAAAAAUUUGUUGAAUUUGAUGCUCUUUGAAAUUAAUGAGAUUAAAUUCUGUCCAACGAGACUCUAAUCACAACUGAAAUAAAUGAGUGUUGUGCGUUUUGGUGACACAACCGAUUUGUUUGUCAGUUAAUAAUUACGAGAAUUGUUAAGGUUCAAUGUUUAAAUAACGCAUAACCUGAAGUUUCGACGUCAUAUUUUUGCUUUAUUCACAGACACAUAUUUUUUUAAUGAAUUUUUACACCUUAUAAAUAUUUCAAUGAUUUACAUGGAAGUUAUUUCAUGGCUGAUCGUAUUUGUUCAAAAUUUGGUAGAUAACUAACCUUUUGGUCGAAUUUUUAGACGUCCAAGGUGGAAAUUUGGGUGGAAAAUGUGUAUGAGAGGACGGUUUGUUUUGGGACUUGACUGCUAGAGUAGGAGGGUAAGGUUGAGUGCAAUAAAAAUGUCUCACGGAGGAAAUUGGUUUAUUUUUGGAAUUAAACAAAACUAAGAAAUGAAAAAAAGAGACAGCAGUUAGGCUGGAAGAGAUGGGAAUUUUAAUGUGUCCCGUUGGGGAAUGAAUUGGCACUGAUGUGGAGAAAAUUGUACACGACAAGGGGAGAUGACUAUAAAACGGUAAUAAAGUUUUAAGACGCAGAAAUAUUCAAAUACUUCCCGAAGUAAAACCGUAAGAAAAGACUUAACUGAUGGAUUUUUUCGAAUAGAUAUUCGAUGAUAAUAAUUAAAGAAUUUAAUCAAAUUUAAAACUUGUUUUUUCUGUUGAACAUAAAAAAAUGGAUCGUUUCGGAACAAAGAGUUUUUAUUUUCAUUAAGUAUUAAAACCUAUAUAUAAGAUUUAUUAGCUCAAGUCUAAUUAUAAGUUGCUACACAUAUGAAUGUUUAGAUGUUGAGACUGUAUUCUCUGAGAAACUUAUCAAUACCACUAACGACUAGGAGAUUUAGAUCAUGUACAAUAUUCGAUAUUAUGUAUGGCAGUGGACAAUAGAUGCUUACUCUCUUCAUUAUUUUUUCGCUGCUUUUCGAAUCUCGGACAUUUCUACACAAUAUCCCGACCAGAAAAAUAAAUACGAAUCACAUGAGGUCGAGAUAAGGUUGUCGAGGUUGUCCUCGUCUGGUUAACUAGGGCUUGGCACAUCAGGACCUUAUUUAGAGGGCAACGCACUGUCAAGUCUGGGCCUCAUCAGGUUGAUUGGCUCUGGACCUUCUAACGUUCCAUUCCACCAAAUAUGAAUUUGUCUUAUCCAAUAAAUUAAUAAUUACUUGAAUUUUUUUUCAUUAUUGAUUUAUAACGAUGUGCAUACCAUUACGGACUAUUCCAACGGUUCACAAACGCUAAUUAAAAAGAAAAAAAAUGGUCCCCACGGGCUUCAAACUUAGCUGUUCUCGCACUUGGUCACCCAUCCAGUUGCUAUUCCCCUUUGUUAUAAUCAUUACUAGCUCUAUUUUCCUUCAAAGAUGUAAGGUGGACGGAGAUUAUUUUUAAUGAAGAUAUUCAAAGCGUUAAUUCUAUUUUUCCUCGCUUCUUCAUUCAUAUCUUCUCUAGUUUUUAAAUCUCUCAUGUAUUUAUCGUUUAAAUUUAACAACCAGAAUUUUCUAAAAAUUCGGGUGAAAUCUUCAUAAUCACAAUUUGAAAUUUCUCUGGAAUAUAGAAGAUCAGUGCGUUCCACAUCGUUUGUAGAAUUUUUUUUAUACCUUCAAUGUCUGGGCAUAUGGUAGAAAAUUGGUUUGUUAUAGCGUGAUCUUGGAUCAACCCAAUUUUAUCAUAACAAAUAAAGUAUUGUGGUUUAAUAUAACCAUAUCUGGCUCUGCCGAUGGCCACUUCCAUUGGGAAUAUGUUUACAGCUCAUAGUCACCGACGUGUCGUAAGCGAUUGUCUACCAGGCUUUCAACUUUAAACGCGUUUUUCUCGAAUCAUCAUUUUCUGAAACGGUCAAGGUCCUACAAGAAAAAACAACAUGAACAGCCGCUAUCACCAUGACCAGUGAACUACCUUUUUUUGUUGGAGACUACUUUGACUUUCAAAAAAUAUAUGUUAAAAAUGUAAAAAACGAAAAAAAAAUUUUGUUGUACAUUUCAAAAUACAAAUAAAAAUAUAUUAAAAAAUUAAAAUGAUUGAAUUUUGUUGUCGCAUAAAAAAAAAUUUCCUAAAAAGUGGUAAAAUGUAUGCGUUCACAUGAGAGUAACCCCUUAAACAAUUUUGGUCGAAUGUUCUCCAUUUUUCCACUUAACAUGAACCGAUAUUCCAUAAAAUAAC